UUGAACUUCGCUCUUCUCUGCAAAAUUGAGGUAAUGUUCGUUGUUAUUGCUGUUAAGAUGCCAAACAUUGUAAUAUUCCCAGUAUUGCUCAAAUCUCGUGGAUUCCGGGUUUACGGUAAGCAAACAAAUGUUGUGAUUGUGUUGAACGCUGUGAGUAAUGUGGUAAUAGUGUUUGCACCUUCAAUUGUUGCGCAAGAUCCAGGAGCUAAACGACGGCGGUUUGGGUGCGGGCCCGUUGACGAUACCACAGCAGCAACAGCCCAAAUUACAAUCGAACCCCCAACAACAAGUCACCACGUCGGUAACCCCCAUGGUCACACAGCCUCAAAUUGGGAUUUCUUCGCAUAA
This is a messenger RNA of Strongylus vulgaris, 348 nucleotides long. NCBI's taxonomy places the organism in Eukaryota, Metazoa, Nematoda, Chromadorea, Rhabditida, Strongylidae. The record is from the annotation of a GenBank genome assembly.